This is a messenger RNA of Ictalurus furcatus (blue catfish), 3323 nucleotides long. Its product is annotated as putative monooxygenase p33MONOX. Lineage: Eukaryota; Metazoa; Chordata; Actinopteri; Siluriformes; Ictaluridae. The coding region runs from base 527 to 838 and encodes 103 amino acids. The transcript is spliced from 4 exons. Gene Ontology annotation, cellular component: cytoplasm. The record is from RefSeq and is a predicted model, not a curated record.
GUAUUAUUUUUAUUUAUUUAUUUAUUUAUUUAUUUUUAUUAUUAUUACUAUUUUUUUUCCUGCCAAUCUACUGCCCGCACUCCAGUCCAGUGGGUGGCGGUAAUGCACCUUUAGUGGUUUGCCAACCGCCAUUAAAAACAAAAACAAGAAGAAGAAGAAGCACUUCCGGCCGGAAGUAAACCAGUUUCAGCCAGUUUGCGCUUUUAGCAUUAUAGCGAUAAGGCGACUUUGUUGAUCAAAGUAUUUAUUUCGAUAUAUAACCAGCGGAGUUAAUCAAUCGAUAAGACCGGGUCAUAUUGAAAAAAUAUGGACAGAAUAAAAGACCGGUUUAAGGCGGAUAAAGAAAAAAAUCUACAAUUUAAAAGAAGUUGAAGAUGUUUACUGGGGACUUUGAGGACAGGCUUUCAACAUCAGCACCACUCACCUCCGUCUCAUCGUCCACGUCCCACCCAGCUCCGUCUCAGGAUCUGCUCUAGCCUGGCCUUCACCGCAUCCGACUCCAGCAGCGAUCACAUCAGGCGUCUCCAUGGGUGGAAACGAAGGCGGAGGACGCGGAGACCGAUGGAGCCUCUUCGGGAUGCGUCCCACCGUGCAGAAAUCCCCCACCGACCCCGGCUCCGAUUCCAACACCUCGGGAGGUUUCAACCUGCAGUCGUGCUUCGGGCUUCAGAAGUCCACCACCCUGGACGGCAUCAAGACCCAAGUGAACCUCGCGGUCGAAGACCCCGCCAACUUCAAGUCUUCCAACCUGGAGGUGACCGGAGCGGAGGGAAAAAAGGCAUCUGCGCAUAAACUCAAACAUCGCGACAUGAACGUUCUCACUCCGUCCGGCUUCUGACAUCGGCGUCCGCUUCGUCUUCUUUUCCCCCCUCCGCUCAGGUCGCUCACACACUCACUCCGCACAAACUUUCACACACACACACUGAAUACAGGUCAAAUCAUUCAGCCAGACGUUUGUAUCCGUCUCCGAUGCCAAAUUUCUUUCGAAACUCAGACACAUGUAACCCGAAUUGAACCGAGUUUCAGCUUUACUGUGAUCGUGAUGGUGCAGUGUCACAUGACAACCGAAAUACAUCUGCUUUAUCUCUGAAUGUCCUCCAUUUUAUUGUGCUCCAGUCAGAUCGUAUUAAACAGGGUAUCACGCUGCCGCGCAAGAAACCUGCUUUAACAGCACGCCGACGUUACGAGGAAUCUUUUUGUAAAUAGUACCGACGUUCCGUUCAAACCGUGCCGCGUUAUCGUUUCGCGAGGCGUUCGUUGCUCGUCCAUCCAUAGAACUUUUUUUUUUUUUGCGGUCUAUAUUUCUAUCUAUGCAGUCCAGGGUCGUUACGGCGUCACAGUUUCACGGUGGACUUUAAAAAAAAAAAAAAAAAAAAAAAAAUUUUUAUUUAUUUAUUACAAUACAGAAUCACAUUCCCGUACUGUUUUGAUGUACGACCCCCAAUCCCCAAAAAAGUUGGGACGCUGUCUCAAAACAGAAUGCAACGAUUUGCAAAUCUCAUAAAAACACACGUUAUUCACAAUAGAACAUAUCAAGCGUUUAAACCGAGGAAAUGUACCGUAGUACGGGUUUCUGAAUUCGAUGGCUCCGACACGUCUCGAAAAAAGUCGGGACGGGGGCAACCAAAGGCUGGGAAAGUAAGUGUCAGUAAAAAGAAACAGCAGGAAGUUCAUUGGGAACAGGUCACGAGUGCGUGUUUUUUUUUUUUUUAUGGGCGGGAGCAUCGCGACGUGUUUAGAUCGAAACGCCCGCUUGCAAAUUUCAACGGAUUGCAGCGUUGAUACGGUAUGAUUUUUCUCUCCAGGAUUUUGUUUGUUUAUUUAUUUAUUCAUUUUAACAGAUGCAUACGCCUGGAAAGACUUCACCACGUUUAACCUCCUACAGAUUCCGUCGUAUCCUUUGUUUCAUAUUCAGGUGACUUACUAAUGAUCAAGAGCAACUCACACGGUGUGUAUAUAUAUAGAUAUACAUAUAUACACACACACACACACACUACCGGUCAAAAGUUUAGACACACUCAUUCUGUAUUCAAAUUUUUUACCACACAUUUUAGAAUAAUAAUAAUAAUAAAGUCAUCAAAACUCUGGAGUAACACAAGUGGAGCUAUGGGAAUUAUGUUGUGAUUAAAAUCCCAAAUAAAUCUAAAUAAUUGAGUAUUUUAGCGUCUUCAAAGUCGACGCCCUUUUUGUCUAGAAUUUCCAGAAAUGUAUUCUUGGCAUUUUCCCGAGCGAUUUCUUGAGGAAUUUCCCCGAGACGUUUUUUUUUUAAACAGUAUUAAAGGAGUUCACACCGACGCCGGACUCUUAUCUCCUGCUUUUCGGAAUAUUUCUCUCCGAGCCGUCCGUUUAAAAUAAAUAUUUAUCUUGUAAAUAAAAUGUUAGUUUUCUAACGAAAGAAACGAACACGUCGGGGCGAUGAUAUUUCCGUCUACGACACCGGUUUCACACGUUUAAUCACGCACCUUCCGAUCAAAAGCGUUUUAACAUCACGAGAAACGUUUCAGUCGAGUGUCCACAAACUUUUGACCGGCAGUGUAGUAAAGGUUAAAUACCGUAUUAAAACGAGCUCUGUGUGUUGUGUGAUGAGCACGCGCACGUCAUGGUGGUUUAUCCCUCUACACGCUCGUACAAAUGACAUCCUGAACACGUCUACGUGUAACAAGACGGACGCGGUUUUUAAAUGUCCGAUACGCGCCGUGAUACCGUGACGUUUUCGGACACGCCCGGUACAGACGCCACGUCUUGGUUACACCAGCGCCGGAGUCCCUCGUACUGUUCUGCGUGCUGGGCGUGCUGAUAAAACAGGUUCAUAGCGUCCCAGCGCUCACUCGCUCGUGUCCGCCGACCGUGUGAGAUGGAGGUGUCCCCUGGUCCCUGCGUCCAUAAGCAAUAGCAUUUCACAGGAUGGCGUUAUAUAUUAAAUGCAUAUUAAAGUACUGCGCUGUUUUAUUUGUAUUGUUUUUAAACACCAACCCAUUUUCUCAUUCCCGUUUUUCUUUUUUUUUUUUCUUUUUCCUAGACAUUUCUAGACACCCUGUGACUGAAACCCAUUUUGUAUCUCAGUUCCUGCUCUGAUCUAUAUAUUAUAUAUUAUAUAUUUAUCACACUAAUUGCUUUUGUAGUGAUGUUUUUUUUUUUAAAGUAUUUUUUUUUUCCAUUCACUUAAAUGUUACAACUAGUGAAAUUACUACUUUUUUGCAUUCCAGUUUAUACACAAACACACACACAUUUCAUGUUUUUGUUUUGCAUAAAGAUUUAUCUGCCAUGCAGCUGUUCAGUUUGAGUCUGAUGCCUCGAAUAAAGUUUGAAGUCAAGUCACAGAG